Molecule: messenger RNA, 1088 nt
Organism: Cokeromyces recurvatus
Lineage: Eukaryota; Fungi; Mucoromycota; Mucoromycetes; Mucorales; Mucoraceae
Exons: 5
Coding region: 98-1012 (304 amino acids)
Source: RefSeq, a predicted model, not a curated record
AAAAAAAAAAAAAAAAAAAAAAAAAAAAAAAAAAAAACUCUUUUUUCUUCUUUUUUAUUUUAUAUAUAUUCAUAUACGCUUAUAUAUUAUACAUGGUAUGGACGAGAAUCUGUUUAUUAGAGUUUUAGGAAGUGUUUAUAAACAAGCAGCUAAAGAAUGUGUACCAGUAAAUGAUAAAUCUACAUUUAUCAUUAGUUCAUUGUUAUGCAUUGGGCUCGUCAUUUCAUAUUUACCUCAACAUCUUCGAAUCAUUUUAAAUAAAACAAGUGAAGGCUUUAGUUCUUGGUUUUUGUUGUUAGGUGUUGUGUCUUCAUCUUCAAGUUUUUUAAAUAUUAUUUUAUUGCAAUGGGAUGCUAUUGUUUGUUGUAAAUCACUUUCUACAGGUACUUGCAUUGAAGGUUUAAUGGGAAUUGUUCAAAUUGGUCUUCAAUGGGCCAUGUUUAGUUUAGUCUUUUUACUAUUUUUAUUAUAUUUCCCAGAAAGUAAAAAAAGAGAACUUCACGCUCCUGCUUUGCUGCAUUUGGACUUGCCAAAUAAACUUCAAUCUAGAAUUUCACAAGAAUGGAAAGUAAGUUUAAUUAUUGCUGCCAUCUGUAUUGGUCAUCUUGCCCUUUCCUUUUUUAUCUCUGUCUUGUUAUUGGCUAUCGUAGGUGGUCCUGAGCAUUGGCAGACAGAUUAUUGGGCUGGCUUUUUAGGUAUCUUGAGUAUGAUCCUUGCCUCUCUACAAUACCUGCCACAAAUCUGGAAAACCUGGAAAAGCAAGAGGAUUGGAGCUUUAAGUAUACCGAUGAUGAUGCUACAAACUCCUGGAACUGCACUAUUUGUUUAUUCUUUAAUUGUACGUCCAGGAACAAAUUGGACAGCAUGGCUUACGUAUUUAGUUACAGGUAUCCUACAAGGCACACUUUUAAUCAUGUGUAUCACAUGGCAUUUUAGAAAUAAGAAACUGGGUAUCAAUGAUCUUGAUACUACAGAAGAAGAGUCUAACGAAAAUACCCCUCUUUUACAUUAAAAAAAAAAUGUGUAUAACCGUCACAUCCUACUCAUCUUCUUAUUUAGCAAAAAUAAAAACUUUUAUUUUAUUCAUA